This is a messenger RNA of Cucurbita moschata (crookneck pumpkin), 943 nucleotides long. Its product is annotated as probable thiol methyltransferase 2. Lineage: Eukaryota; Viridiplantae; Streptophyta; Magnoliopsida; Cucurbitales; Cucurbitaceae. The record is from RefSeq and is a predicted model, not a curated record. Gene Ontology annotation, molecular function: S-adenosylmethionine-dependent methyltransferase activity. The transcript is spliced from 8 exons. Bases 26 to 802 code for a protein of 258 amino acids.
CAUUAGGCAAAGAUAGAAAGAAGGUAUGAUCGUCGGCAUUAGGAAAUUGCCUUCAAUACUUGGAGCUGCUCCAUUGCAAAGCCAUCGACGUUUGCCAACGAAAUUGAGGAUGGGCCAACAUAAUGCAGAACAUAACGCUUCGAAAUCCAAUCAUCAAUCGCGCGUCGAUAAGUUUUCGAAAGUUAUCCGCGACGACCACACUGGUGGUUGGGAGACAUGCUGGGAGCAAGGGCUGACACCAUGGGACCUGGGACAACCAACUCCUGUAAUUAGUCAUCUCUGUGCAAUGGGAGAUCUUCCAAAUGGUCGUGCCCUUGUGCCUGGAUGUGGAAGUGGCUAUGAUGUUGUACAAAUGGCAAGCUCUGAACGCUAUGUUAUUGGAUUGGACAUAUCAAACAAUGCCAUACAAAAGGCAAGAGAGCUAUCUUCCUCAUCGCCAAAGAUUAGAUACUUUAGCUUCUUAAAGGAAGAUUUUUUCAGUUGGAGACCUAAGGAAUUGUUUGAUCUCAUUUUUGAUUAUACGUUUUUUUCUGCUAUUGAACCUGCCAUGAGAGUAGCUUGGGGACAACAGAUGCAGAUGCUAUUAAAACCAAAUGGAGAGCUUAUAACACUAAUGUUUCCUAUUGAUAACCAUAUUGGUGGACCACCUUACAAAGUUUCAGUUUCAGAUUACGAGGACGUACUACUUCCAUUGGGCUUCAAGGCUGUACUUAUCAAGGACAAUGAACAUGCCAUCCCACCUCGCAAGGGACGAGAGAUGAUCGGAAGGUGGAAGAGGAGUUUGGCCCACGCUUCACUCUAAAUUGAAAGACAAUUACAAAAUUUUAUGUUAAACUGUGGUAAGUGGCUAAAUAUGCCAAGCGGCCCCUGGUCUUUAAGUUUGUUUUCAAGUAGUCUUUAAGGACCCUUAAAGAUACAAAUCUAGUGACUAUACGUAUAAUUU